GACAAUGGUCUCCAGUCAGAUCCAGGUCACAGCAAGCAGAACCAUUCUUUGGCACCGCACGGAUCGGUCCAGUCCAGUGAAGUCUGGUCCAGUCCAUCUGCCACGCGAGCCAGCUUCACAGACAGAGACAGGUGAAUAGUCGCACAGAGCUUACCUCUGAGCCCAGGGGAGCCUCUGUCACUGUGGUAUCGGCUCUCACAGCAGAUGGCGGCGCUGGCAUGAUGCUGAAAGACAGGUAAAGGAGACGUUUGCAGUGGAGAAACCGAACCUGAAGACCAUGAAGUUUCCAGAGCCUGCUAUUGUCACCUGCUGCCAUCCAACAAAGGCAGUAACCUCUUAAAUCACCAGCAGCCCCAUUAUCCUGCACAUUUCUGGCCUCAUUGCUGCCAUUCUGCUGUACCAGCACAUCUUCAAAUAUAAAAAUAUCUACCUGCUCAACAUUUGCCCCGUUGAAAAGCCUCCUCUUCAGCUCCUUCACAAAAACAAAGCCUCCAUUGUCAAAUGAUGCGGACGGACAACAAAGGCCGAAGUGCCUCCCCUCAUAGGAUAACCUACAAGUCUGACUUCCAUGCCAUCAAGUGUUCAUUUGACACCGGGUCCAGCCUACAGCAAGGGACCAAAACCGCUGCCGCUCGGUGCUCGUCUGUGCAUACAAACAGGCUGCCCUCCAGCCUGUCAGACCCCAUCAUGUCCCACGCCACCAGCAGCAGCCCGGGCAGCAGAGGGAGGGUCAACAGCAACAGGGGGACCAAGAUCAGAGAAAACAUCUUCCUCCAAAUGGACAGCCAUCAGCUGAGACAAGAUGGUGGUGCUGUGGUUCUGAGUUCUGGCUCCACGCCCCUCGUCUCUCCUAGCCCGCAGCCCCAAACCUCGCCUUUUCCAUCCGGACGUUCACUCAUGAGUUCCUCAUGUGUCCUGAGCACCGUGGCCAACAUUUCCACCCCAGAAUCCUCUCUGCAGGACAGACCUUCCCUGUCAGAUGAGAUAAGGGAUAUCGACAGAGCCGCCCUGGCUCAGAAGUUCUCUGUUACCCGGAGGUUGUUUGAGACCAAGGUGAUGGAGAUCGGAGGACCGUCGAAACAUGUGACUGUUAGGGGAAGCAAGGGGGUGGCAGAUGGGAAGGUAGAAGGAGAGGAUGGGGGAGGAGGAGGAGGCAAACAGGUGGAAAAAGAAGAAGAUGCGAGUAGGAAGAGGGAGGAUGGCUCUGAUGAAGACGAAUCCAUAAACCUAGCUGUCAUAAAUAUCUCCUCGCAGAAGCCCCCUGCUCCCACGUCACCGACAGGGCACCGUAACUCUCCUGGUCCUGUGGAAGCAUCCAACAAAUCUCCCUCCUAUCAUCUCAAACACGGUGAAACCACAGGAACAUGGGCAGAGGAAGAACGACCAGCAAGCACUGAUCUUGACCUCUGCUUGACCCCUGAGGAGCCAGUGAGGGCAGAACUUGUCGAUGUAAAUGCAGAUUCGUCAGAAAGCGACGGGAGCGAAGAGGAGAAGGAGCGAAAAAAGAUCAGAGUAUGGUUUAAAGUGGAGGAGGAAAUGUAUGUGAACGCAAUCGCCAGGAGUAGUGUGGAGGCCUUGGAGGAUGAUGUGUUUGAGGAGUCAGGAGGAGGAGCAGCAGGAGGAGGAAGGCCAGUUGUUCCUUCAGAAGAACACCAUAGGCAGGAAAGUGUAAGAAACAAGUAUCAGCAGGUGGAUGAACCACGGGAGGGUGAAAGGGAGGAGCAGAACGGAGAGUUCACUGCACGAGAAGAGGAGAAGUCAACAGAAAAGGGGGACAACACAGAGAAAAUGACAGAUACAGGAGUGGGAGAAGGGGCUGGAAGGAAAGAGAGGGAAGUUGACGAGGAAGUUGAGAGGAAGGGGAAUGAUGAACGUGUGCAAAGUCAACAGGAGGAGACGUCUGAAAAUGAGGAGAAAAGGCAGAGAGGAGAAGGUACAAUGUCUGAGCACGCCGAAGAGGAGGUGAAACAUGUGGUGUGUGGAGGAGGCAGUGAUGGAAACGAUGACAAAGAGGACAGGACAGGAUCUGCGGUAAUCUGUGGGAUUGAGAACAAGGCUUUUGUGUGUGAUCGUGAAUCCAAAUGUCCUCCAGAACAUUUAACAUCACCGGGACGGGACUUUGGAAACGCUGAGGAUCAGCGUUUAUCACAAUAUGAGGAAAUUCCUGGUGUUCCUGAUCAGGUUGAUGAGGAUUCAUCAGACGCGGUGAAGAGAAAGGUCAGGUUCUCCUCAGCACCAAUCAAGGUGUACAGCACCUACUCUAACGCAGACUACGACAGACACAAUGAGGAUAUUGACCCAGUGUCCGCCUCGGCCGAGUAUGAGCUGGAGAAGAGAGUGGACAGGAUGGACGUCUUUCCAGUGGAGAUAGAGAAAGGAGAUGAUGGUCUGGGUAUCAGUAUCAUAGGAAUGGGUGUAGGUGCCGACCAGGGACUGGAAAAACUUGGAAUCUUUGUCAAGACAGUAACUGAAAGAGGAGCAACGCAGAAGGACGGAAGGAUUCAAGUGAAUGACCAGAUCGUGCAGGUGGAUGGGGUGAGUUUGGUCGGAGUCUCCCAGCUGUUUGCAGCCACAGUCCUCAAAAACACAUCAGGCCUCGUCAAGUUUGUGAUUGGUCGUGAGAGAGAAGGCGUGCAGAGUGAGGUCGCACGACUCAUCAAUGAAAGCCUGGAAAUGGAUAAAACGUCCACAAAGCGGGAACGGGCAGGCGGAGACGAGGAUGAUGAUGAUGAUGCCAGCGUGUCAGAGAAGGACUGGGUGGCUGAAGAAGAAGAAGAGGAGGAAGAUGAUGAAGAGGAGGAUGUGUCUUUUCUUUCCAGUCUGGACAACUACCAGCUCUGCCUCAAAUAUCAGCAGCUACAGUCAAAUCUACGAAGCAAAACGACCAAACUUCACCACGCUAGAGAAAAGUUAAAGGCAUGGGAGGAGCGGCAGGCGUGUUGGGAGAGUCAGAAGGCUGAGCUGGAGCAGAGGGCAGAGGAUGGAGAGGAGAAGGCUGAAAAGCUAGAGAAGUAUUGGCAGGAGGCCCAGACACUGUGCAGGGUUGUGAGCCAGCGACUGGCCGAUGCCCAGAGCCAAUCAGAAAGCCUGGAGAUCAAAUACAGCAAAGCCAAGAGACUGGUCAGAGAAUACCAGCACAGAGAGAAGGAGAGUGAGGAGGAUUUGAGGGGAGAAAUGGAGGCGAGAGAAGAGCAACACAGAGACACUGUUGAAAGGCUGCAAAUCCAGAUAGCGCAGCUAGAGAAGAAAGAGCCUGGAGCUGAAAGAAAGAACAACUCUGAGGACUCUUCACUCUUAGGUCCACACUGGUAUAUUCCUGUCCCCGAUACAGUGCGUCUAGACUCCAGUGCUCAGAUAGCCAGAGCUCAGCUGGCCCAGAAAUCCAAGCGCCACCCGCCCUCACGAGACAAACUACGAGAGAGCUUUAGAAAACCGGAGGAUGAAGUCCAGAAACGACUCAAGAGACAGUCACUGUCUGCUCCCACAGUGGGACAAAGGAGCAGCAGAAGUGACAUGUCCAGUACGUCCUCGUUCUCGACCCUCAGUCCUCUUCCUCCCACCAGCUCCGUCUUCACCCCUCCCAUCUACAUCACAGACCCUGUCACUCCUUCGCCAUGCAAGUCCUCCGCUUCGAGAAAGUCGAAAAGGAAAUUUCCAGACUUCAGCGGCCUUCGCAAGUCUCUCAGCAAAAGGAGGAGUGAAAAACGCAGCAGGAGGUCCAUGAUCAACAGGGGGUCACGUGGUGACCUGGUGGAUGAGCCCCCUGAAGUGUCUCCGUCUGGUUCAAUCACCUCCAUGCCCUCCUGCUUGCCCUUUCCCUGGUUUGGUGAGAGAGGGAGGGAGAAGGGGGAGGAGGGGAGAGGCAGGGAGAGGCUUCGGUCUGUGUCCAGCAGCAGUUUGCCGUACCUGACCACCACAGGACGAAGAGAUCAGAGUAUUGGCUCUCCAGUGGGCAGCUCCAGCUUGGUGGGUCAUGCUUCUGAUCACUCCCUCUCUGGACACUCUUACACUUUCACCUUUUCCUCCACCGAGACGUUGGACGAUGACCCAGUUCCCACCAACAACAACAAUCAGUGGCAAAGUCAACCCCUCUUGGAGUGGAACAACCAGCAGGUCUGUCUGUGGUUAAUCGCCAUGAACAUGGAUCAGCACGUGUCCGAGUUCGCCACCAGAGGAGUGAACGGCUCACAGCUGCUCAAUAUGGACGCUGAGAAACUCAAGGCUCUGGGCGUGUGCAGUCGAAGUGACCGGUCCGCAAUGUUGAAAAAGCUCAAGGAGAUGAAGAAAAGGGAGGAGAAGGAACAGAGGAAAGAGGAUAAGAGGCUGAAGGAAAAAAGGGAGAAGGAGAAGGAGAAGAAUGCAGUUUUGGAAAAGGAGAGCGUGAGCACAACAAUGGAGGAGAAGUGUGUAAAGGACGUCGGGCGCAGUGGUAAAACUGUACGAACUGAGUCCCUCUUAUAAAGAAGGUGACGUUGGAUACGCCACCAGCAUGAGGGAGCGUUCGCAGUCUGACUCACAGAAAUGCAAUUAUCUGUUAGGUUUUCAUUUAGGGAACAAAGAUCUUCAGACUUUGACUCCGGCACCAAAGUUUCCUCUCACAGCAGUUAUUGAUCUUUUUAAUGUCACUUGUAAAGUGUGUGUGUUUGUGAUAAUUUUAGUGUUUUUUUUUUUCAUGAACUUUAAGUUAUCGUGUCUUUUUAAUAUUUAACAAUGUGCUUAUUUAAAGCACUCGGGUAUUUGCUGUAAAUGCUUUUUUAUGUUCUAAUAAAUAAUUCUUUUAACAUCC
Messenger RNA from Hippoglossus stenolepis (Pacific halibut), 4786 nucleotides. Its product is annotated as neurabin-1-like. Lineage: Eukaryota; Metazoa; Chordata; Actinopteri; Pleuronectiformes; Pleuronectidae. The record is from RefSeq and is a predicted model, not a curated record. Gene Ontology annotation, molecular function: actin filament binding. Gene Ontology annotation, biological process: neuron projection development; calcium-mediated signaling; actin filament organization. Gene Ontology annotation, cellular component: dendrite; cytoplasm; actin cytoskeleton. Bases 502 to 4461 code for a protein of 1319 amino acids. The transcript has 20 exons.